Molecule: messenger RNA, 1834 nt
Organism: Dissoconium aciculare CBS 342.82
Lineage: Eukaryota; Fungi; Ascomycota; Dothideomycetes; Mycosphaerellales; Dissoconiaceae
Product: NicO-domain-containing protein
Exons: 1
Coding region: 407-1711 (434 amino acids)
Biological process (GO): nickel cation transmembrane transport
Cellular component (GO): plasma membrane
Molecular function (GO): nickel cation transmembrane transporter activity
Source: RefSeq, a predicted model, not a curated record
AGCAGAACAUUAUGCCACCAACCCUCAACCUUGAGACGCCGGGUGACCCUGCAGAAGAUUUCAACUGCAACUAUGUCGCAAAGACAUCACAGUCACACACCGUUCAAAAUGCGCUUACGAAUAGCUUCGGUUUCGGCGGCACCAAUGCCAGCCUUUGCAUUUCGAAAUACAAUUGACUCAAUCGCUGAAGAUAAGCUGCAUCCUUAUCAAUGCCAAUGCGCGGGAUGUGAGCCCCGCAUUGACAGUAUUGGCAAGCUGCAAAGUCAAUUUCAAAAUGUUCACUGACUCGGGGCAAUGAUCCGCUGAAUAAAAUACGAACUUCGUUGCGCUUGAGAAUAUGAAAUAGCGUAUCUUUUCGUCGCAGACUGCGAUCUUCGCUUGGGUAUACACGAAUCGAUCCGCAGACAUGGAGUUUCAGGGCACAGAAUUGCCAUCAACCCGCACGAGGUACCAUGCGCUCAAACAAAAGGCUCACAGCCUGCAUUCGACAAUACCCUGGAUCCGACGACUACCGGCUCCUGCAAUAGCGAUUACAGCCCUCUUGCUGAUCGUUCAAGCCCUUGUCUGGACAUCUGUCGGCGUCGUCCUUAGCUUUCAUCCUGCACUCGUCUCUACGGCCGUCCUCGCCUACACGCUCGGCUUGCGGCAUGCCCUUGACGCUGAUCACAUCACCAUCAUUGACCUCGUCACGCGGCGAUUGUUGGCUUCUGGUCAGCAGCCUGUUACAGUUGGCACCUUCUUUUCCCUCGGACACUCAACCAUUGUCAUCAUCACAAGCAUUGUUGUUGCGGCAAGUUCAGCAGCAAUCCAGGAUCGCUUCGAAUCGUUUCAGAAUGUCGGGAGCAUCAUCGGAAGUUCCGUAUCUUCUGGUGUCCUGAUUAUUCUCGGAUGUAUGAAUGUGUACAUUCUCUUUCGGCUGGUACAGCAGCUGCGUCGGGCGAUCGCGACCCCGAGCGGCCAGGAGUUGCCUAACAUGUCAUUUGAGGGGGUAGGAUGCAUGUCACUGCUGAUGAAGCGAGUCUUCAAAUUGGUGGACCGACCUUGGAAAAUGUACCCAGUCGGCGUCCUGUUCGGCUUGGGCUUCGACACUUCUUCAGAGAUCGCCUUGCUUGGCAUCGCGUCCAUCGAGGCAGCACAGGGCACCUCACUCUGGCUUAUUCUGAUCUUUCCUAUUCUAUUCACGGCUGGAAUGUGUCUACUCGAUACCGUUGACGGCGCCGCCAUGAUGAGUCUGUACACCUCAGCUCGCCUAGCGAAGGACAAUAUCGCGGUGCUUUACUACCAAUGUGUGUUGACCGCAGUCACCGUCAGCGUGGCUUUGGUCAUUGGCGUGCUCCAGCUCCUGAGUAUGAUCCUGAACAUUCGUCCGGACUUGGACGGUCCUUUCUGGGAGGGAGUUGGCAUAGCCGGAGACAACUAUGAUAUCAUCGGUGGUGCCAUUUGCGGGUCCUUUCUGGUCUUUGGUGGAUUGUCGAUGGUGCUGUAUAAGCCUUGGCGACGACGGAUUGAUCGGGCUCGACUGGCGGCCAGUGGCUACGAUCACGAAGGGCUUAAUGAGCACGGCGAAGUGGAGCAAGUCGAUAUUAUCGAGGGAGAUCUCGAGGGAUCUGGCAAGCCAGUGGAAAAGAAUGCAUCGGGCAAGCUACCGAGCGUCGGCGAAAAUGCACUCGGUGCAGAUGAAAUCGUUCGUGAAGCCCGGACAGCACCUUAGACAGACAAGAUGUACAACACGCAUAGCAUUGCAUCAUCUGUUGGCCCCAUGCAAUCUCCAAUGCCUUGAAACAUGACCGAUCAACUCAAUCAACUUUUGAAGUCCGUACGCCAAAAAGGUCCC